AUGACUUGCUUUCCUUUCCCUAAGAAAAUCACAUCUAAAAUUGAUUCGAUUCAGAGAGUUUUUUGGUGGUCGAAGAAAAACCCAAGACGAGCUGCUUAUUUUCGUUCUUGGAAUGAUAUUGGUAGAUCAAAACUUUGUGGUGGUCUUGGUAUUAGAAAUUCGCAUGCUACUAACAGAGUGUUUAUUGCAAAGUUGGGCUGGAGAAUUUGUAGAAACCCAGACCAUUUAGUCUCUAGAUUUCUUAAAGAUAAAUAUUUUCGUAACCAAAACUUGUUGGAAAUAGAUAAAGCAGCUGAUAAUUCUUCUUGGAUUUGGAAAGGUAUAGUUAAGGGUUUGGUCUUCUUAAAAGAUAAUAUUGUGAGUAAGAUUAAUGAUGGAUCUUCUACAAAAAGCUGGUCUUCAGUUUGGUUACCUUGUAGUAAUUCUCCUCCGGUUUCCAUUAGUCCUAAUUUUAAUGAUUACACUUUUGUUAGUGAACUUAUAGAUGUUCAGAAUCACAGCUGGAAUAUUGGUCUUCUAAAUUCUUUGUUUGCUCCUGAUGAUGUUAUUAAGAUAAGGUCUCUAAGAUUAAAUAUUAAUGAAAAAGAUAGUAUUAUGUGGGCUCAUACAAAUAAUGGUGAUUUCACUGUUAAGACAUCUUAG
Papaver somniferum (opium poppy) is the source of this 642-nucleotide messenger RNA. RefSeq lists its product as uncharacterized. Lineage: Eukaryota; Viridiplantae; Streptophyta; Magnoliopsida; Ranunculales; Papaveraceae. The transcript has a single exon. The record is from RefSeq and is a predicted model, not a curated record. The coding region runs from base 1 to 642 and encodes 213 amino acids.